AAUGACGAAGUGUCGCCCCCGAAUUUAUGCUUUUACAUUCAUAAAAAGAUAUUUUGCUCUAGGCAUUUUGUUUUACCUCUGCUGCAAGAUGGGAAAGUUGUCGGAAUUUUUAAACUUAAAAGACCAGGAUGAAUGCUGGUUAGUCAGCAAAACAAGAGGAUGUUUAAACAAAAAACAACCCUCAGCUACACAUGUUGCUUUUUUAAAAGUUCAUAAAACGGGAAGCACCGUUGUCCAAGGAAUUUUUCUUCGUUACGGACUAAAUAGGAAUUUAACUUUCGUUGUUCCCAAUAAUAAGUCAUGGUUUCCAAACAUUAUCAGUAUAAACGAGUCAGUGAUUCCAGGUUAUAAUAUCAUCUCUCCUCCAAAAAACAAAACCUUUGAUAUCCUUUGUUUUCAUGUAGUUUACAAUCGUUCAGCGAUUCAAAGUAUCAUGCCAAAAGAUACAAAAUACAUAGGAAUUAUUCGUGAACCGUUUUUGCAGUUCGAAUCCACGAUCCGUUACUUUAACUUCGGCAAGAAUCAAUAUGGAAACAGACAUUUUAUCAGCAAUUUUUUUAGGAAUUACAAUUUUUUUAAGAAAGUGGAAAACAACCCUGCAGUCUUCUCAUUUUUGAAUAAUAGAAUGUCUUUUGAAUUUGGUUUUCCGUCGCACCUUUUUGAUUCUUUUGAUCUUAAAGACGUGAAGCAAUAUUUAGAGAAACUCAAAAACGAAUUUGAUCUCGUCAUUAUAAAUGAGUACAUGGACGAGUCAAUCAUACUGUUACGAAGGAUGUUAAACUGGAACGUCAAAGAUGUCCUCUUUGUAAACGUUAAUGUCAAUAGAAAACGGCAUUACCUCGAUCACACAAAACUAAAAAACAUCUCUCUAUAUCGUCGAUAUGCAAAGCUGGAUUAUGAAUUAUACAAUUUUUUCAUCAAGAGACUAUGGCGACAAAUAAGAGCCUGUGGAGAUGAUAUCAUCGAGGAAAUUUCAUACUUUAAAUUAUUGAGAAAAAGUUUGGAAAAGUUUUGCAAAAGCAAAGGAAAAUCUUUUCUAAAAGUAGAGCCAACUUCGUGGAGUUCUUCAUUCAGUGUAACUAAAGACUACUGCUUGGUCAUGAAAUGGAGAGAAAUCUUGUAUCUUACAAGGAUAAAGGAGCAACAGUAUUGAAUACUUCCUCUAUGUCUUCACCAUGGCAAAGAUAUUCAUAUCAAUACAGGAGAAUAACGAACGUUUUGUCUGCUAGAACCAUUUAUGAACAGAAUAAACGCUACAGGUUGAUCUGCCUCCAUGUUCUAACCAAUUCUGAAUAGCUACAAUAUA
Saccostrea cuccullata (small rock oyster) is the source of this 1306-nucleotide messenger RNA. Its product is annotated as galactose-3-O-sulfotransferase 2-like. Lineage: Eukaryota; Metazoa; Mollusca; Bivalvia; Ostreida; Ostreidae. Gene Ontology annotation, biological process: glycolipid biosynthetic process. Gene Ontology annotation, molecular function: galactosylceramide sulfotransferase activity. Bases 2 to 1153 code for a protein of 383 amino acids. The transcript is spliced from 2 exons. The record is from RefSeq and is a predicted model, not a curated record. Gene Ontology annotation, cellular component: membrane.